Messenger RNA from Funneliformis mosseae, 360 nucleotides. The record is from the annotation of a GenBank genome assembly. NCBI's taxonomy places the organism in Eukaryota, Fungi, Glomeromycota, Glomeromycetes, Glomerales, Glomeraceae.
AUGAUCCUGGAAAAACCAAGGGAAAGAUUUAUUUCACACCUGGUCGUACUCAUAACCGCAACAGGUCUCCAAGGUGAACAGCCUCUAGUUGAUAGAACAAUGUUUGAUAGGAUGCGAGAGGCAUCUUCUAAGAAAUUGGAAGAUGGAGCUUUCAUCUCGUUGGAUUUGAAGUGCUCUGAAUGUGAAAGUGAAGAAAUUCAAACAAGCGCGGGUAAACGGCGGGACGAAACCACAGCCAAGGGAACGGGCUUGGCAAAAUCAGCGGGGAAAGAAGACCCUGUUGAGCUUGACUCUAGUUUGACAUUCGUGAAGGGGCUUAAAGGGUGUAGAAUAGGUGGGAGUAUUUCGAUACGACAGUGA